This is a messenger RNA of Penicillium argentinense, 2061 nucleotides long. RefSeq names its product nucleotide pyrophosphatase/phosphodiesterase family protein. The record is from RefSeq and is a predicted model, not a curated record. Lineage: Eukaryota; Fungi; Ascomycota; Eurotiomycetes; Eurotiales; Aspergillaceae. Gene Ontology annotation, biological process: nucleoside triphosphate metabolic process. The transcript has 3 exons. Gene Ontology annotation, molecular function: ribonucleoside triphosphate phosphatase activity; nucleoside triphosphate diphosphatase activity. Bases 1 to 2061 code for a protein of 686 amino acids.
AUGCCGAAACUCGAGACCGCCCUUCUCUCGCCGUCGCACUACGAUAACGAUGCGGCCUCGCUACGAUCGCCCUCCGAGCAGGACUCCGACUCCGAGGAUGACGAGUUCCUCCGCCAUCCCCGCAGCACUCUCGAACUGAAUAACCACGACCGAGCGGUUCUGGACGAUGAAGAUGAGUUGGAGAAGCUUUUGACAAGGCGUGGACCCGCCCAUGGGUUGCGGAGGAUGUUCAGUCCCAACGGGAGCAGCGUGCGGAUUGGAAAGAAGGAACGGCGACGGGCGCGAAGGGAGGCCCGACAAUCGCGUCGAGAGAGGGUCAGCGAGGAAGGAGAACUGAUGUAUGAAAUGGAAGAGGGUAUUGGAGAUGAUACGGACUCCCUCAUGAGCGGAUCAUCGUGGGAUUUGGGGGAGAAGGAGGACUAUCUCUAUGAGCCGCCGUCACGGCCUUCCUGGUUGAAGAUCCUCUUGGUUUCCGCCGUCAUCGUCGUUUUUUUCUUCAUCCUGCUCCUUGGCGCGUACAAGGCUUCGAGUGGCUUCCGAGCUUCACGCGCGCAUCCCCAAUCGCUGCUGUCCAACGGCACUGCGCUCUUUGCACCCACAACCAUCCUCAUAUCGCUAGAUGGAUUCCGAGCGGAUUUCCUUGACCGGGGUCUGACGCCAUCUCUCAAUUCGCUCGUUGCCAACGGUGUUUCUCCGCAAUAUAUGAACCCCAGUUUUCCCAGCGUCACUUUCCCGAAUCACUUCACAUUAGUCACCGGGUUGUACCCCGAGAGCCAUGGGGUGGUUGGAAAUACCUUCUGGGAUCCAGAACUGGAGGAGGAAUUCUACUACACCCACCCCGCGGUCAGCAUGCUACCCAAGUGGUGGAACGCGGAACCGCUAUGGGUAACAGCAGAAAAGCAAGGUGUGCGGACUGGCAUUCACAUGUGGCCCGGGUCAGAGGCACAUAUCGGAGAGGAAGAACCGAGCUAUGUGGAUAAAUACAACGGCUCGGAAUCUUUAUCGCGCAAGAUCAAUCGGGUCCUCGAGUUUCUGGAUCUCCCGGGCGCCGAAGACGAGUCGCAUCUCGUGCCAGAACGGCCACAGUUGAUUGCUGCAUACGUCCCCGAUGUCGAUAGGGACGGGCACAAGUAUGGGCCCAACAGCACGGAAAUUCGAGCCACAAUCUCUCACGCAGAUGAGAUGGUGGGCGGCAUCAUGGCCGGUUUGGAAGCCCGCAAUCUCACGAACGUGGUCAAUGUAGUGGUUGUUUCGGACCAUGGCAUGGCCACUACAUCCAUUGAGCGACUCGUUCAGCUGGAACAUCUAGUCGACCUUAACCUCGUUGAGCACAUCGAUGGCUGGCCAUCCCGAGGUCUGCGCCCGAAGCGGCCUGAGGACCUACCAACUCUGCAAAAGCAGCUGGAGGAUGCUGCCCCAAAAUAUGCUCAUGCUGUAGAAAUCUACACACGAGAGACGAUGCCGGAGCGUUAUCACUUUCAGAACAAUGAUCGCAUUGCACCACUAUGGAUCAUCCCCAAGACCGGGUGGGCAAUUGUGGAACGCCCAGAAUUCGACGCGAAGAAAGCCCUUGAAACGGGCGAGGUGUACAGUCCCAAGGGUAUCCACGGCUAUGACCAUGAGCACCCAUUGAUGCGGGCUAUCUUCAUUGCGCGUGGUCCAGCAUUUCCUCACAAGCCCAACAGUCGUCUCGAGGCAUUCCAAAACAUCGAAGUCUACAAUAUCCUCUGCGACUCUCUUGGUGUCGACCCCGUUCCAAACAACGGCACCCUUCGUCUGCCCUUGAAGCCUGUGGGCCUUCACUCAGAUGAGGAUGCGCCCCUUGUUGACACGCCCUCCGAUCCACCGGAGACCAUAGAGACCGCUACAACGGCCGUACCUCCCGAGCCAACUAGCCCGGCUUCGAGUGCACCCACGAUGAAUCCCGAGAGCGAUGAUGAGAAGGGAUCGACGUGGUGGGGAACGUUGUGGGAUAAAGUCGAGAGCAAAUUCGACGAUUGGAAGGAAUGGACGAAGGAGCUGUUUGACGCGGAGCACGACAACCAUCCGGAGGAUUCAUGA